Messenger RNA from Tricharina praecox, 683 nucleotides. RefSeq lists its product as uncharacterized. The transcript has a single exon. The record is from RefSeq and is a predicted model, not a curated record. NCBI's taxonomy places the organism in Eukaryota, Fungi, Ascomycota, Pezizomycetes, Pezizales, Pyronemataceae. The coding region runs from base 125 to 430 and encodes 101 amino acids.
GUGGGCGGGUAAAUGCGAUGGGGAUGGAUGGGGACAAUGGGGACAAGGGGUUCAGCUCAGUAACCAUACCGGAUCGGAUCGGGUGUACCUAUGCUUUUCUGGUUCUAAGGUUUCUGAAGUGUUGAUGUUUAUGUCUAUGUUUUUUUUCGUUUCGGCUGGUUGGUUGGUUGGUUCUGCGGGUUUCUGUUUGGUUUGGUUCUGCGAUUUUGCGGUUGAGGUUUUGCGUAUGGCACUGCGGUUUUGCGGGUGGAAAUGUGGUUUCGCGGUUUUGCGUAUGGCACUGUGGCUGGUAUGGCGGGUGUGGAAUGUGGGUGUGAAAGGCGAUUGCGAUUGUAUGCACAUAACUCGGUGCGUUUCAUAUGAAGCCCGUGGGGUUGCGAGGAGAGGAGUGAGGAUGAGAAGUGAGAGAGUGAACAGCGGGAGUGGAUAGCCAGAGUGAACAGCGGGAGUAAACAGCGAGAGUGAACAAGAAGCCGUAAGGAACCGUGACGAGGUUAAAGGUGAAGAUGAAUUUCCGGAGCGGAAGUGAGUAAGGGGGAGUGAGAGGUAGUGACGGGAUGUAGCCUCGUAGCCGAAUACUGUUAAUAGUUGUGCACCACAAUCGUUGACGAGAGUUGACGGAAGUCGUGGAAUACUUACGCUAGUGUUUUCGGUACAAGCUGUUUCAACUUUCCAGACUUGCU